AUGUGGGCUCCUUUGGGACGUGAUAUGCCAAUAAACCUUGAACAAUGUGUUAAAUCAUGUCGACUAGAUCCAUUGAUUUAUCUCUACUUUGUGGAAUCUAAAAUCAAGUUUACUGAUCGAGGGAAUGAAGUUCAAAGGGUUUUGUUGAAUCAAGAAGAUAUGGCUAUCAAGAUUGCAACAGAGAAUUGUGUUUCGGCUUCGGCUAAGAUUAUUAGCAAUCCAAUUGAUGGUCUUGGAGAUGAUGAUUCAAAUCAAAUGUUAGAGGUUUGGGUCUUGAAUGGUUUACCUAUUGAGGUAGAUAUCGAAGAGACUAAACCAACUUAUGGAUUACUCUUGGAACAAAUUGCACGGUAA
This is a messenger RNA of Melampsora larici-populina 98AG31, 354 nucleotides long. RefSeq lists its product as uncharacterized. Bases 1 to 354 code for a protein of 117 amino acids. NCBI's taxonomy places the organism in Eukaryota, Fungi, Basidiomycota, Pucciniomycetes, Pucciniales, Melampsoraceae. The record is from RefSeq and is a predicted model, not a curated record. The transcript has 4 exons.